CCGGGCGCGACGACGCCGACGGUUAGUUAGUGGUGGCCGGCAGCGGCAGCGGCGGACCGCGUGGUAGGAGGCUGCUGCGAUUCAAUUUCAGUCGAAGCGCGUCAGGCGAACCGAACGAGCGAGCGAGCAGCGAGGUGGCGAGAACCAGUCGCCGGGCGCUCUCCUUUCCGCGCGACGAUUUUCGAGCCCCUGGACCCGAAGCAACAGGAAGGAACAGUAAGAGAGAAAGGGAGAGAGCGAGAGAAAGAGAGAGAGGGACAGGUGUGCCCGUGCGCGGCCGGCACGUCGCGCGUGCGCUCGCAGGUGCAUGAAGGUAGCCGCGUAUGCGGCUCCCGCGUCGUUGCACUGCGAGGGAGGCCUGUGCGCGCGCGUGUGUGAGUGCAUCUCUCCAGCCUCAGUUUUUACGUUGCGCACGGCCGGUCCGCGUGCGCUGACGCUGCGUCGUGACUUUUACGCGCGAUUAGAACAGGCACGGCCGACAACGCGUUCCCGGGACGCGGCUACGCGCGGCACUCGAGUCGGUCGAUCUCGGUGAAUUUCGGCGCGAAUAAUCGACCGAUGGGCCGGUUACUGAUUUUCAAAUCGGUGACUAGUGCGAAUGGCGGCGGCGCCGCUCCGAACCGUCGCGGGCUUCGACGGCUCGUGCGAACGGGAAAUCUGUGAUCGGUAACGCGUGUCCGCCGCGAAUUCGCACGCGUUCGCGAUGCGCGUCAUCGAGCGACGACAGGCUGCCGGAAUAAUUGCGUGACAACCGCGACGACGACGACGACGAGGAGGAACGGACACCGGAACCGGCGCGAAUCGCCAUGAGCGAGAGCCAUUCGUAGCAAGGAGAGCAAGGAAGGAUUUGCGUUCGCUCGAGGAUGGAAUUCGGGAGCUUCAAGGUCACCGGGCCCCGCGUCAGGAUGCGACGACGUGCGGAAUUGGGCAGACGGCUCACCAGGAGGCUGUCCAUCGUCGCGAGAAUGCCGGCUGCGAUACUCAGCAGAGCGAACCCGCCCGAACCGAGACAGGUCGAGAUCACGGCGAUUGCACCUGACAAGACGCAGCUCAUGUUAUCUGCCUCGUCGCCCGGAGCUAUUUCCACCGUGGUUGCCCCGGUACUUUUGAAAUAUCGAGUUUGCAGACCUAAAUUGCUGCUUGCAGGCUCGAGGGCCGAGAUCGAUCCCGCAGCCGAUGUAGCUCUGCUGUAUAACGAAGUCUUGCUCAUCGAGGACUCGGCAAGACAAUAUGAUGCGAUUGGAGAUACGGAUCGCAGAUACCGGGCCACGGAGAAGCUGUUGCAUGCGGAGGAAGAGUAUCGAGAGGCAUUGUGCAGCGCCAAAGAAUUGUACGCACGUCCGUUGGCACAGAGAUACCCCGAAUUCCAUGAUGUUAUUUUUCAACCCAUUGCAGAUUUGUCGCGGGUCAGCGCGGAGCAUUGCCAAAGGAUCCGCAGGGCGCUCGAGAAUUGGGACAGCGGUGCCUUCAAGUCGAGUGACUUAUUCCCCGGCUCGUUUUGGAACUCUUACUGGGAAUACCUGGUGAGAUACAGCGAGGCUAGGAGGACACUGGACGAGCUGAGAGCGACCGAGGACCCCCUACUGGAGUUUCUCAAUCUCAAGCAGGCAGCCGCGCGGCAUUCGCCCUUGUCGUUGCUUCUUCUACCGGUGCAGAGACUCGCCGACUACGAGAGGUACCUAGGACAGGAAGCGAGGAGCUUGAUAGAAAAUGAAUGCAUCGAUAGCGGGUCAGUUCUCCACCGUGGGCAAUUAGAGGGCGAUCUCCACCGCAUCCAAGAGCUGUUCCCCGGUGACAACUUGCGAUUGCACGAGCGAGACGUCGUCACCACGAAGAUGAAGAAUUUAUUACGCAAAAGAAAUAGUGGCAAUACAGCCAGGCUGACGAGAGGGAUCUCUCAGAGGAUUACGGAUAGCCCGAAUAGCGCUCCAUCUUCGAAAUCACCAGCUAGAACCUUUCUUUUAGAGACACCAGUUCAGUUCACUACGGGCAUGCAAUCUCAGGAGAGGCACCUCUUUCUCUUUACUGAUCUCCUGCUCAUCGCGAAAGCUCGUAGCGGCGGGAACUUCAAGCUAAAGCAGUCGGUGAGAAUGAGCGAGCUCUGGCUCACGGCGGGUCACAUAGAGGAUGUGGCGGAGACCAGCAAGUCCGCGGAAACUAGCUUCGUCCUCGGUUGGCCCACUACGAAUGUCGUAGCCACUUUCAUGACUGCCGCGGCGCGGGAUCUCUGGUGGGGACGUUUGAACGAGCUCGUGCGAGAGGAGAGCAUGAAGGAGCCGCCGCAUACGAACAUUCAAAUCGUGUAUCACGACAGCGACACGAACAACGAAUACUGCAAGACGAUCAUGGUCGGCUCGGAGAUGACGGCGCAUACCUGCGUGAGCAUGGCGAUGCCGCUGUGGGAUCUGCAGGGGCCCUUCCAGCUGUGGGCACGAACGUUCCCGGACGAGGCGCCGUACCCGCUGAUAGGUCACGAGCGGCCGUUCGCCGUGAAGAUGUCGAGCCUGCGACACAUUCUGUCGGCGGAGGAGGGCUUCGAUCUGGAGCACUGCAACAAGAGCGGUCACGAUCCAUGCCACUUUAUCCUUCGACCUGUUAUGAAGUCGCCGGUGAAAAAGAAUAAUCGAUCGAAGAUAACCGGUCUGUUGCGCCGCUCGCUGUCCCUGAAUCCCAGCCUUUUCGGCGUGAAUCUGUCCCGGCUGGAUGAGAAUGGUUUACCGAAACCCGUUUUGGUGAUGCUGCAGCAACUAUUCGCCAAGGGCCCGUUCACGCAGGGAAUUUUUCGCAAGUCCGCGAACCUCCGAAACGUCCGCGAGUUGCGGGAUCAAAUCGAGUCCACGGGAGAUCUCAGCUGUCUGGAGGACGCGCCGGUUGUAACGGUGGCGUCUCUGCUGAAGGACUUUUUGAGGUCACUACCGGAUCCCCUCUUGACCUCUCACCUGUUCCCUCUCUGGAUGGAGAGCCUGGACACGCCAAAUCCCGUUCAAACUAUUAAAAGCAUUCUAGAUAAACUGCCAAAGGCGAAUUACACGUUACUCUCGCAUAUGAUCUGCGUGUUGCAUCACGUGGCAAGACGGUCGAAGCGUAAUCUCAUGUGCGCCAGUAACCUGGGCGUCUGCUGCGGCCCGAGUUUACUUUGGUCCUCGAAUCCGACGGUGAAUCAGAGCAGGGCGAUUCCAAUAAUUACGGAAAUGUUGAUCCGCCACUGCGAGGAUCUGUUCGGAGCCGGCGUCACGCAGCUCCUCGGGGAAGACACACGUAGCGACAGCGGGGCCGAAGAGAGCACCGACAGUCUUCACUUUCCUUACGGUGCAGCAGGUGGGAUAUCCUUGGAUAGCCUGGAUCUGACGGAGGCGCCACGUAGGGAUCCGAUGUCCCUGUCGAGGGACUCGGGCUUGACCUUGUCGGACUGUCAGCUAUUCAUCCCGGAGUCACCCGUGGGCUCCGAAGAUUCAGCCCCGAACGCCUCGUCGUCCAGUAACUACCGCGAGGACAAGUCCCUCGCGAAGGAGGACAAGACCAGCAGCAAAUCCUACGUGUCGGUUUACAGAUGUGGCUGGGAAGAGAGAUUGAACGGCUACGCGUCGGGCAAUCACGCCCACGCGAACGGCGCGGAGCACAGCUUCAGGGAGGAGAAGAGCAACGCGGGUUACCCCAAUCCGAACUUCCAGCGGCAGGACUGGCUGCGGGCGCAGCUCAAGAGAACGUCCAGGACGAACAAGCUGGACGAACACGAGCACAGGAAGGAGAGAUUCGGUGACAAAGAUAUCUACGAGACGGAAUAUCUCAGGCAGGACAUGAAGGAGAACGUGGAGAACUGCAAGACUUAUCGGAGCAGGCAGUUGAACGUGAGCUACGACGCAUUGUCGGAGGAUUACGACAGCAAGAGCUCGCAGCAGGAUAUUCGAGGCGGCGAGCGCGUGUCGAUCCACGACUCGGAGCAGGAUCUGGCCGGCGGCGGCGAUACGCCCCGAUCCAGUGGUAGCGAUUGCUACGAGUUCAAGAAGAAGGACGGUUACAGCGAGUACCAGAAAGAGAAAGAGGCUUAUAAUGAAUACAAGAAGGUUUCGUGUGCCGGUCGCCAGUAUCCCGUGACUCGGGAGACGCCGGAGCAAAAAGCCGCUCGUUGUCUAGUGCGUCAUCAGAAGCUGUGCGAGGAGUACGAGAGGGUCAAGCACAUAUACAUGGAAGUGUUCAAGUUCUGCAAGAACGAAGAGCCGCGGGGCGAGUACGAACGGUCGGACAUGAGCGAUUCGUACAAGGGCACGGUAGUCGAUCUCAACGAGGACGAGCACGAAGGGGAGAAGACCUCGUGGCCGGACACACCGCCACCGCUGCCGCCGAGGCUCAGGCAUCUACCGCCGGUGCACAUGAAUCUCGAGGACAGGCACAAGGUCGCGGGUAGAUCUAGAUCUCUGCCGCCGCCGCCGCCCUACCGACCGCCACCGCAACCCCGCGCCCCCAUUACCACGAGGCAUUUAGGCUUCGGCAGAUCUGUCGUCGACGACGAGAGCUACGUCUGAACGGUCGACCCAGGUCGCCUCGUGAUUGUCAAGAGACCCCCCCCCCCCCAUAUUAUCAUUGAUUCCGACGUGUUAUGAUAUCCACGUCGUGGGUUUUCUACGACGACUGAACCUAGUCCAAAUCGAAACGCUGUAGUAUCGCGAAUGAUAGGAAGAUUGAAGAUUUUGUUAGCGUCUUAAAGUGCGUCAUUGCGAUUCUUUCUUAAAAAAACGACGAGCACUUGUCGUCUUUCAUUGAUCAAACUUAUUGUUAGUGAUAACGAGACAGCGUAUGCCUGAGACGACAGUGGGCAGUGGGAUUCGCUGUCUGUUGGCGCUUAAUCGACAAUAAAUUCUGAUCCGCAUCCUCGUCUCUUAGCGCUGAAUGCGUUCGUACAACUUUCAUCUACGUUGAUUUGAAUUGUUUUCUGUAAGUAGACUAGAUGUCAAUUUAUAUGAUCGUGUUCAAGGCUAAAAAUGCUGAUCGAGGAUCCAGAUCCGUGACUGUCAUUCAGUGAUUCAGGGUGCUUCCACGAGCAUUAAUUCAUAAUAUCUUGGUAGGCAUAGUAUUCGCAUAUAAGUAGCUUACUAAGCGUAGACUAAGUGACGGACAAUACUAUCGCCGAAACGAUACUACAAGUAAUUCUUUUCUUACGUAAAUAACGUUUGUAAAAAUAUUAAUAAAAGCAGAGACGAAUAAAGUUUUUUUCGAGAGACGUGAGAGAAUCGAGGAUGUGUACUAACAAUGCAUUAAUAGCCAUAAUAAUGCGUUCGAUGAGUGUGCGAUGAGCCGCACGCUCGGCGGUAUAUUUUAUAGCGCGUUAAUUAGUAAAAGUUUUUAUUUUUGCAAAUUACUUUUUUACCAAGUAAACGUACGUUCUUGGGAUUUUUUACGUUUUCAGGAAGCCAGAAUCGGUCAGGAAAAUAAUUGCAAUGGAAUAAAAAGUCUUUGCAAAAUGUCUUAUAUAUAACUGGUUUUCCAUAACCAAUUUCGAACUGAUUUUAAGUUCAUGGUGGUACUACUUCCAGUGACCGAUCACUUUUUAGACAUAUGUAUGUGUUGUAGAAACACGUUCGUAACUGUCUUUUAACAGAAGGAUUGACGGAAAUAGUGUACUUUUCGAAAUGUGUUCUUUUCCGCGUUUGUUCAUAAAAUUUUGCGCGGAUGAGCGAGAGUGAUUACACAAGAUGAGUAUGUCGAAAUACUAUAUGGUAGUAUUUUAUUUCUGACAAUCGCGAUGUAUGAUUUUCGAGAACACAAAACGCUUUGCGUUUACGAAGACACAAGUGCGAUUAUAUUCUUAACGGCUAUAGAAUAUAAUAAACGUUGGAAUGUUAUACGACAAUCUUGUCGCUCUUUGUAUAUAUUAAAGUCUGUAAACUGUCAUCUCUUAUAUCGUUAAACUCUUAUGAUAUGAUGUAUAACAAUCAAGAUGUAUGUAUCUGUAUAUAUAUACAUAUAUAUACGUGUGUGUAUAUAUAUAUAUAUAUAUAUAUAUGUAUAUGUAUAUAAAACUUAUCUAAAUUAUAUAUGUUAUGCUACAAAGGCAAAUAUAUAUAUUUCGUAUUUUAUACAUUUAUGGAUCUUCUUUAAUGUAACCCAUCCUUAUCUCGGAGAUUUAAUAAAUUAAUUCUAUAUUAAG
Messenger RNA from Ooceraea biroi (clonal raider ant), 6145 nucleotides. Its product is annotated as rho GTPase-activating protein 20. The record is from RefSeq and is a predicted model, not a curated record. NCBI's taxonomy places the organism in Eukaryota, Metazoa, Arthropoda, Insecta, Hymenoptera, Formicidae. Gene Ontology annotation, biological process: signal transduction. Gene Ontology annotation, molecular function: guanyl-nucleotide exchange factor activity; GTPase activator activity.